Molecule: messenger RNA, 2685 nt
Organism: Pestalotiopsis fici W106-1
Lineage: Eukaryota; Fungi; Ascomycota; Sordariomycetes; Amphisphaeriales; Sporocadaceae
Exons: 1
Coding region: 1-2685 (894 amino acids)
Source: RefSeq, a predicted model, not a curated record
AUGCCGCGGUCUACCAUUGAUGCUCGACGUGCUAUCGAAAGCCUUGACGAGGAUGACGCCUCAUCAGGUUCAGACAAUGAAGAAGGCAUACCUGCGAGAUCCCCAAGGAAAGCGCCUCUUUCCGUGACACCUACUCUUUCUAUUAGGUCCCGGGGAGGCAAACGCCGCUCCGCUGCAGAACUUCUCCAAUCUGCCGAGUCACACAAGCGCCGGAGGACUUCCAGUUUUGCUGGGGCUGUAGAGUUGUUGCGGGGCCCAGGGUCGCUUCAGUCUCGAAACGCCGGCAGCCACAAUUCCUCCGAAUCACCUCGAAUUGCUCAGGCCCGCGUUGGAGAUGAUCAAUCGUCCAGAGAUGGACACAAUGUACAACACAAUCACGAGGAUGAUGCCGUCGAUCCAGCAAUGGUAGAUUUAGUAAAUAGCUUGGGGUCAUCUCAGGAAGUAGUAGCAGUUGCCGACAGCCAGGACCUUGGAGGGGCCCACAAUCGAAAGGAUAGCAACCGUGAUGUAUCCGAUAUCGAUCUAGGCCACAAUGACCAAGAGGAACUCGCUUCAAUCUCUAACGAGAUGGAGUUGGGAGAUACGGAUCUCAGCCAUGAGCCUGCAAGGAAGAAACCUUCAACUCAAGACCAAAGGAAUUCACCUACUCAGAUUCCAAACGGCGUUGUGACAAGGGCGGCCGCGGCUGAUCCUGUCGACACUAUCAACGGACUGCAAGUAAGCGAUUCGGCUGAAGCAAUUAGUCACCAGUCUGCGAGGAAAUCUAGACCGAUACUCUCUCCUGAGAUACACGAGAUUGGUGUUAUUGUCCCCGCGAGCCCGAAUGGUGCACAAGCACAAAAUGCGUCGGAAGUCCAGUCCCGUGACAACAUCGACCGUAUGGUUACAGACCUGCAAGAACCUGAAGUGUCUUCUCGGAAGCCAAAGGUGCUGGAUCAAGAUAGACUUUCUCGGAGCAGUAAACACAACACACCUCAGAAUGGUAGCAUUCAGGACAAGGAUCAGGACUCAGUACCUUCAGGCCAAGGCCAAAAGCGGGAUACAGCAUCGAGCUUGGGAACCAAUCUCCCCGUACUCCAGCUAGUUUCGAAAGACCGCCGCAUAGACGAGAAUGCCGUGGUUAGAUCCAAUACCGACGAAAAGAGGCCGAAACCAAAGCAGUCAAAAAGUGGAAAGGCUCAUGAGAUAAAUGCUGCCAGCAGCCCGAAACGCAAUGUUUUCAGCAGAGCUGAGCCUGCCAAAGAGACUCGGACAAAGCCAUCUCCUGUUGUGCCGGUUAAUGAUGAGCUCGACAUUGCAGAUGACGAGGAAUUGUUCGUAACACCAGAAGACCCGAACAUUGAUGCAGGCGAUGACUCAAUAUCCGAUCUUGAUGAGGAAGAAGAAUUCGAUCCGAACCGUCAUGCAUCACAAUUAAGGCAUGAUGUGCGAAGAUUUCGUGAUGGCCAAGUUGAAGAUAUUGAUGACUCUGCGUUCUUCGACGCGCCUUCGAGUGACUCCGUCGUCACUAUUCAACUGCCGUCGGAUUCUUUCUCGCAAGCGAGAAAUUUGAUGCAGCGUCUCGGCUGGUCUGCCAUAUCCAACAACUGGGAAAAGCUGUUGACCGAAAAGCAAAUCCCCGAGACAAGACCAGCACAGCACAUGACAAGCUACCUUAUAAAGCUUGGCCGAGUUCUCUCGGAGGCGCCCUCUGCUGCAGACUUGCCAGCACAAAACGACUUUUUGAAAGAACACAGUGAGAUGAUGAAGCGCUAUUUUUCCAAGAUUGAUCGCGACGUAGACAAUAUCAGAACGCACUGGCUUUCCUUUAAGCGUGGGGCCAGCGAGCUGAACAACGACGUGGAUGCACAACAGGGCAUAGCAAAAGAUCUCGUACGACUCGUCAUCCCCUUGCUCAUUGCAAUCCUUGGGAGAGGAUGGGCAUUGGGGCAGAAGAUCAAGGGAUCAUUCUUCACCGAUUUCACCAUCUCGAUCCUUGCUCGACUUCUCGGGUGGACGGAAAAGCUAUAUCGUCCUCUAAUGCGUGAGUUGAGGCAUCGCCCACUCAGACCGGAAUCGAAGUCGGAGAACUUAGCACGGGAAGCCCUUGGGCCGAUUUUGGCGACUCUGCGAGAAACACUCAACGAUGCGCCUAAUAGACUGCGACAAGAGGAGCAAAAACUGCUGCACACGCAGAAUGACCGCCAAUACAUGUUACAAAUGCAAGAAAGGAUCAAGCGGCGGCGCCAGGCUCAGGCAGAGGCGGAAAAGAAAUCACUCCGUGAACACAAUCGCAAAGCCGCUUUGGCCCUUCGCGGCAAUCUUCCGAAUCCUCGUAGACCAAGACUGGCAGCGAAUCCUGAUAAUGACGGCGUCGGCGGCGGCGGCUACUCUCAGCCGAGUAAUGCUAUAGUAAAAUCAGAUGCUCGCAAAAGUCGUCGACUGCCCGCCAAAUCAGUGGAGCUGGAACAAUGGAGAAAAGAAGAGGAGGUGUCACUCAUCAAACAUCUGAAAGACGCUUUCGACCACAACCCGCCUCGAUUGCCCAAGCUUUCGUCCAUGGUAGUAAUGAUAGGCCACAGUGGAAACGAAAUCAAGCGAAGAGCGACACUGUUGCUUCCAUUGAUGUUCCUCACGGCGUCCCCAGAAAAGUCAGAGUUGCAAAUCCACGCCAUGACCGAUGACCUCAUCAGCAACUGGCGUUGA